Molecule: messenger RNA, 2856 nt
Organism: Oryzias melastigma (Indian medaka)
Lineage: Eukaryota; Metazoa; Chordata; Actinopteri; Beloniformes; Adrianichthyidae
Exons: 13
Coding region: 816-2120 (434 amino acids)
Biological process (GO): negative regulation of mRNA splicing, via spliceosome
Cellular component (GO): nucleus; cytoplasm
Molecular function (GO): mRNA binding
Source: RefSeq, a predicted model, not a curated record
AUUAAAUAUGCCACUUCUGCUUCACUGGUUUGUUUUCUUGGCAGUUUUGAGGCUCGGAUGAAUACAUUUUUCCGUGCAGAAGGGCUGUAUUGUAUCCAGUAUGCCCCCAUUGCAAGGGCAGAGGGGCUUUUGUGUGUAAGGGCAGAGGCCACGAGGGGGGGGGGGAGCACCCCGUGAAGACAUUGUACUUAACAUCACUAAAUACCUCGUGUGGCAUUGUCCUCCUCAGCCUCAUUGAGUGUGUUUGUAUGAAGCUGUGGUUUCAUACGCAGAGACAGAGCGUGGAGACCGUUCAUCCUCGUUCAAACGGAGGCCUUCAGAGAAGCGGAUGAAGAUCUGGGAGGUUAUGGGGUCAUAAAGAGCUGACAGACAAAGCCUGUGAUCAGCAUCAGUCUGUGCUGAUGACUGCAUUCACGUGUUUUUUUUUUUUUUUAAGCAAAUACAGAUUGUUGACAGCACCAGAAGACAAGCCUUCUUGCCCUGCCAGACCUCCUCUGCUUGUGGAUCUGUGUGCAGAGGAACGCCUCUUCGGUGGUUGUGACAAGGAGAAUUAGGCAGGAGAUGCCGGUUCACUUGCCCUGCGUAGGGGCUUAUCCUGGGUUAAGCUGAGGGACUAACAGCAAAGCCUGCCUUUGCUCCAGCCGGUCUGAGGGCAGAGGGAGCCAUCUGUCCACUCUGGGGAUAACUGAAAACAAAGGGAGCAAACAUUGAACAAAGACUACAAACUGAAGGCUACUCAUUUUGAUGAGACCAAAAAAGAAGACGAAGAUUUUGCAGAUCAGAGUGUUUACUUUAAAGAUCUCAUAACACAGAGGAUGUCUGACAAGGAAGAAAUGGCUUCAGAUGGGAGUCUGAAUGUUACCCUGACUCUGAGGCUGCUCAUGCACGGAAAGGAAGUUGGAAGCAUAAUUGGGAAGAAAGGAGAAACGGUGAAGAAAAUGAGAGAAGAGAGUGGCGCCCGCAUCAACAUAUCUGAGGGAUCCUCUCCGGAGAGGAUAGUGACCAUCACAGGCCCCACAGAAGGGAUUUUCAGAGCCUUCUCUAUGAUUGCACAGAAGUUUGAGGAGGAUAUUACAGCGGCGAUGACUAACAGCAACGUGACAAGCAAGCCACCUGUGACUCUGCGUCUGGUUUUCCCGGGAAGUCAGUGUGGGUCACUGAUCGGCAAAGGAGGCUCAAAGAUCAAAGAGAUCAGAGAGACCACAGGCGCUCAGGUUCAGGUGGCCGGAGACAUGCUGCCAGACUCCACAGAGAGGGCCGUCACCAUCUCCGGCACUCCGCAGGCCAUCACUCAGUGUGUGAGACACAUCUGCUCUGUGAUGCUGGAGUCUCCACCAAAAGGAGCGACUAUCCCCUACCGGCCCAAGAUCCUUGCGGCUGGAGCUCAUGCGGUUUUGGCUCCGCAGCACUCUGCACACGCCUUUGCAAUUCCAGGGCAGUAUGCUUUUGCGCAUCAAGAUUUGACCAAGCUUCACCAGUUGGCUAUGCAGCAUAUCCCCCUCCCUUCCCUUGGGCAGAGCAACCCUACCUUCCCUGGGUUGGAUUCCUCUGCCUCCACAAGUACACAAGAACUGGCAAUUCCUAAUGAUCUUAUUGGCUGCAUAAUUGGAAGACAAGGCAGCAAGAUCAAUGAGAUUCGACAGGUCUCCGGAGCUCACAUCAAAAUUGCCAGCGCCACUGAUGGCUCAGCCGUCCGCCAAGUCACGAUCACGGGUUCGCCGGCCAGUAUCAGCAUCGCCCAGUACCUCAUCAACGCCAGCUUAGAGAUGGCUAAAUACACCAUGCAGGCUGCUUCCUCCUCGACCCCCGUUGACCUGAACAUGAGCUUCUCCCAGUCCGCUUCCACAGGCUCUUCUGCUGCUUCUUCAAUGGCUGUCCUGGCAGCCUCCGCCCCAACCCCCACCACCAUUAACGUCCACUCCCCCUCCACCUUAUCAGCACUCCAAAACCCACAUUACGCCCUCCCCGUCUCCAGCCUGCUUGGCAUGAAAACUCUCCCCGUCCUGGCGGUCCAUCCGGCAGCCGCUUCCAGCCUAGCACAGGGUUUAUCCCCGUAUACUGCAAAAAUGCCCACGUCUGGCAUCAAAAAGUCUGACCGGCAGAAGUUUGCUCCCUAUUGAUGCCAGUUUAUGAAGUCUGGUUUCUGUGGCUCAGACGGGGCGACAUGUAGGGUUGAAAAUAGCUUCCAGGUGUGUUUCUGUGUAGGAUUUGUUUUUUAUAAACUAUGUUUUCAGUCAAAGGAGGCAGCAGAGGAGAGGGGCACAUACUUUAUGAAGACAAUCAGUUAUUGAGGGUAACUCAGGCUUUAUUUGAAUCCAGGGAAAAAGAUUUUUGAAAUCCAGAGCUUUACACAAAAAUGUAAUCUAGAAAAUAUCUUUUUUCAUUUUCCUCAUGUUGACUUCUUUUAUUUUUAAAGUAGUUUCAUUAGAAAAAGCAAUAUUUGAUGGUUUUAAGUCCCGGUGAAUUGUUGCAGCAGACUGUAAAGAUGUUUGUGUUAGAAGUAUUUUUUCUUUUCAUGUGUUCCUCUUUCUUCCACUGUAGGCUCUCAUCAGUGUUAACAGGCUUGGGGGUUCUGUAGUAGCUCUGCACUCUUGCAGCUCUGCUGGGAUUAUCUUAAAGCCACAAUGGAUUCUAGUGGAUUUCCCUCUUCCAGUAAUCCUGUAGAACAGGACUGGCCCGUCUCAUUUACUCGCGUCUUGUUUAUUUUCCAACAUGAACAAGUGGAGGGCUUCGACCGAGCACUGAUUAGAGAUUUUGAGGAACAUUUCGUUAAUGUGUUUUUUUUGCUGUAUGUCUACCACUGGACAAUGUAAUAUUUGUAAAUUAAUUUUAAAUAAAUUCAUCUUUUUAUUGCUA